AUGGAUGUCUUGUUUCAACAAGAAUUGGAUGUAGCUCUAGAAGAUAUACCUAUAGAUAUAGAUGAUGUAGAGUGGGCGAGAAUUAACAAGUGGCUUGUGGUUCUAUCAGAGUGUGCCUUGCUAAAGAUUGAGGGGAAAAUGCCCAUGGAGUGCUUCACUGCUUCUCCACCACCAAGUAAGAAGCAAAAGGUAGCUGAUGAUGAGAUAGACACAGAUCAAGAAGGCAUUGAGCAACUCCGCGACGUCGUUUCUGUCAGUGGAGUCAAUCUUGUGGAAGAGCAAGAGCGCAUGCUAUUGCUUUCGGUGCCCAAGAAACGGCAAGCAUUUGGAAAACUUGUGCUUCAAGAAAACCAAGAAGGGCUGGUUUUGCAGAAGAUUCCCUUGCAGAAAAAGUUGGCGGGAAUCAUGGGGAGGUGUGGUUUGAGAAUUGGUGUAGACAAAGAUGUGGAGAGAUGCUUGUCAAUGUGUGUGGAGGAGAGAAUGAGGAGGAUCAUAUGCAAUUUGAUUAGACAGUCGAAGCAGUGGGUUGAUUGCGAAAAAUCGAGACACCACACUGUUUCUACAUCUGAUGUGAAGCAAGAAAUUAUGAUUCUCAACAAGAAAGCUGGGGAAGAGUUGCUGGAAAAGGCUCAGAAGCUUAAUGAAGCUAAGGUUAGCACUAACGGAUUUGAGGGUGUUAAUUAUAAGGACAAACAUGACGAUGGGCACGACAAAAUGAGGAGAAGUACAGCAGCAGCAAAUGUUGCUGCCCUUGCUGCUCUUGGAGGACAUGACAUAUUGGCGAAAUGGCAACUUAAGGCAGAUCAGCUGGCCCGGGAGAAGCGUCGAGGUAAAGAUGUAAACCACAAGGCUACAUCAACUGCUGGAAGAACAAUGAAUGGCAAUGUAGAAGCGGAGAAAAGGGGCGGUGUAGAAGCUUUGGUGUCUGCAGCUGGGAGUGUUGUUGGAAAAUUUGGGAGGAAUUGCCGAGUUAUGAUGAUGCCUCAAACAAAGGUAGCUGGUACUCGUAGCAUAUCUGUCAAGGAUGUGAUUGCUGUUCUCGAAAAAGAACCUCAGAGGUCCAAGUCUACUCUGAUCUAUUUACGAAUGAACACUGCUAGCCAGUGA
Messenger RNA from Rosa chinensis, 1107 nucleotides. RefSeq names its product transcription initiation factor TFIID subunit 4b-like. Gene Ontology annotation, cellular component: transcription factor TFIID complex. Gene Ontology annotation, molecular function: RNA polymerase II general transcription initiation factor activity; DNA binding. The record is from RefSeq and is a predicted model, not a curated record. The coding region runs from base 1 to 1107 and encodes 368 amino acids. Gene Ontology annotation, biological process: transcription initiation at RNA polymerase II promoter. The transcript has 2 exons. NCBI's taxonomy places the organism in Eukaryota, Viridiplantae, Streptophyta, Magnoliopsida, Rosales, Rosaceae.